GUUCUUAUUUGUCUUCGCACGUGCUGUAGAAAAUGGGAGAUGCUGUGGAAGCCUUAUUCGUCAGCUCCUGUAGCGAGGAAAACACAACAUGCAGCGUCCAGGAUCUGCGCACUGGCACCGACCUAAUGAAGUACAAGGGCGGAGGAAAUGCCCAACGCCACAGUCUGGCUAUGAUUGGGCUGAAUUAUGUUCUGGCAGCCAACACAAUGAAGCCUCUGCUCCACGUCUGGCCUAUUAAUAAGCAGGAGCAAAUGUCGAGCCUGCGAUUUGUGUUGCCAGGCAAGGCCAACGCUAUGGCCCUUUCUCCAGAUGGCGCGUACCUGGUAGUUGGAAUACAGGAGAGCAUAUAUAUCUGGCACAUGAACACUGGCCGCAUGCUGAGCACCCUCUCGAAACACUACCAGGCCAUCACCUGCCUGCGCUUCACCGACAAUGGCGAGCAUUUCAUUAGCGCCGGCAAAGAUGGAGCCGUACUGGUGUGGGAUCUCACCUUCUCAGUUGCACCGCUGGACAAUGGCAGCCAGGAGGGCAGUGAGCCCCUGUACAGCUUUAGCGAUCAUGGACUGUCUGUAACAGAUCUGCACACUGGAAUUGGGGGCAUUCGCUCCUACCUAUACACAGUGUCCCUAGACCGCUGCUGCAACGUAUAUGACUUGAGCGGUGGCAUCAUGCUCCUCAGCAUUGUGUUCCCAGUAGCACUGCACAGCGUGGUUGUCAAUAGGAUGGAGACUAGCAUUUAUGUUGGCUCCGCCGAAGGCAAGGCGUUUGUGUUUCACAAUUGGCGAGCGCCACGGAUGAAGGAAUACCACCUGGAGGAGGACGAGGCUCAGGCCUUUAUUGGCCAUACGGUUGGAAAACCCAUAACCUCAUUGGCUCUGACAAUGAAUGCCCAACAAUUGAUUUCUGGCGGUGAGGAUAAGCAAGUCUGCGUUUGGGAUGUUGCGAGUCGGCAGCUCAUGAAGAGUAUUCCCCAGAACGGCGUGAUCACCAAUUUGAGAAUCCGUCUUCUCAGUCCCGGCAUUUUCCAGCCGCAACACAAGCAGCCACAAUUAUUCGCAGACAGUCUGAAGCGUAUGAUCAGCCCUCCGGAUAUCAAUGAUUACAUUGAGUUGUUCGUCACCAAGGAGUACCCCAAAGAACGUGGCAAACCAAAGCGGAACUUCAACAAAAGUUACUUAGAUCCAGAGAAUAACAAAAUAUUACAAAAAAUGCAGCUCGUAAAUCUGUGUGACGAUGACGAUGCUAUUGACUUUGACGAGGAGACGUUGGAGUUAACUGAACAAUCUCCCAAAGUUGCAGAUGUGCCUUCAGCGGACGUUGGCGAAGUUGAUUGUGAUAAUAUUGAAGAGGAAGACUAUGAGGCCCAUUCCAAUGCCCCUGCAUUACAGGAACUUAUCGCCGAAAACCGACGCCUCAAAAAGCAAAACGAGAAAGUGCUUGCAAUCAUGGCGAAGUAUCAGGCAGACAAUUCGGAAAACGUCAAGGCUCCGCCGGAGAGAAAUCGCAAGAAAGCUCGCAGGAGCUAGGCCUGUGCUCCACCCUUUUGUUUACUUAGAUUAAAAUUCGGUAAUAUAUAAUAUAAAAAAAUUAAAAACUGUAUAGAAAUAAAAAAGGGUGUCCAAAAUUGGGAAGUUUUCGUUGACCGGCUGUCCGAAAAUAAAAUGUGCCUUUUCAAUUAUUAAAGUGUAUGAAAUAGUACAGGGAUAUAUUCAAUUCGCGUAAAUGAAUUUUAACGGACAAAAAGAAUCGUUCCCCGCCCCAUUUAGUAGCUACAUAAAUAUUUACAUACAUAUAUUUUUGAUCAGUA
This is a messenger RNA of Drosophila obscura, 1807 nucleotides long. Its product is annotated as WD repeat-containing protein 18. Gene Ontology annotation, biological process: rRNA processing; DNA-templated DNA replication. NCBI's taxonomy places the organism in Eukaryota, Metazoa, Arthropoda, Insecta, Diptera, Drosophilidae. The transcript is spliced from 2 exons. Gene Ontology annotation, cellular component: nuclear pre-replicative complex. The coding region runs from base 33 to 1526 and encodes 497 amino acids. Gene Ontology annotation, molecular function: protein binding. The record is from RefSeq and is a predicted model, not a curated record.